GAGGAAGUCUAUGAGCUUUGUUUAAAUUUGGUGUUUAAAUUUAUGCAUUUAACCGUAUACCAGGAGUAAUUUUGGUGUCGGUGAGGUGCCUGGGCUUAUCAACAUGGAUUUAGCUAGUAGCGAGGAGGACUAUAAUCAGACGGACAUAUCGACGCCAGUCACAGAUAUACCACAUCGUAUAGAAGGGCUGGCAAGAUCUGUCAUCAUACCGUGUGUAGUGUUUACUUGUAUUCUUAUUGCUGUUCCCCCGUCUUUAGCAAUUGCAUAUCGUGUUCGAAAACGCACUAACGGAGUUUCCGUUCUCGGAAGGUUUUACUUUUUAAGUCGAUCGUCAAUCGUUUCACCAGAUUCAAUUGAAUUGGGCAAGACUGAAAUCAAGAGCUUUCGAUCCAAUGACCAGAGAGAGACUGGUCUGAAUACAGGGCAUGUGUCUCUUGAUACAGUGUGUGAAUUUAUUGAUGAUGCUAGCAAAGAGAAACCAGGUGGUGCUGCUAGUGCUGGGGGUGCUGAGCAAGCACAAUCCUGCGUCAAGAAGGCAGAAUUAUGGAAACAAACUAUGUUAGACUCGCAUGAUUAUGAUCAACAUGCUUUUUCUCUUCCGUAUUUUCGUGCUGGUAUUUUUGACAAACAUGGUGGCGAGUUACAUUUUAAAGAAGCUGGAGUUUCGCUGUUGAUACCACCUGGUGCUAUCCAACAGACAACUCCUCAGUUAAUUUACAUAUAUUUGCAUAACGAUAGAAACGACAGUUUAUUGAUCAACUCAAACAUGAUGGCAACAAGUCCUGUAGUUUUCUGUGGUCCAUCUGGAAUGAAGUUUAACGAAAGAGUCGUUCUAUCCUAUCAACAUUGUGCGAAUAUUAAAAAUAAUAAUAUGAAGCUGAUUACGUUGCGGACAGAAACUGAACCCGAUCAGCCUCCAAGUUUCCACAAUAUUACUGACGACAACGAUUCAAUGACACUUAUAAAAGGCAACACGGUUACGUUGUUGUUACCUCAUUUCACUGGACACACAAGUGUUCUGCAAUGGGAACAGAAUGAAGAAACUCUACCUAUAGUUCAAGAAAAAUGGCUCGAUUUGAUGCUUUUUUCAUCUGAAAUAAAUGAAGAUGAUUACGAUUUGCAAGUUCGUCUGUACUGUGCCAACCAGACUCCAGAUGCCAGACAUCUCGUCUUGGAAGAUGAACGCCUCUUGAAAGGUUCGAUGUGCUCACCUACAACUCCCUUCCUCUUUGCACAUGCCAGUGACUUAAAUGUUCUCCUCGAAGCCGAUGGAGAUUGGACUGUCUAUGGAGGAAAAAUGAAACAGUCGAUUGCCAGAAAAUGUUUAGUAGAGAACGUUCGAGUUCCUUGUGUAUAUCGACUAGAGUACGAUGAUAAGAAAACAGUGACGUCAUUGAAAUGCCAAGUUCACGUGGCUCAAGAUGGACGAGAAUCUCAGGGGAAAAUAAUUGAUGUCCUAGUUAGAAAACAGAAAUCGGCAACUGAUGAGAGGAGAUCAGGUACCCUACCACAUACCAGACUUGUUCGAAGACGCCUUCUAUUGCCUUACCCUCUUCGAGAAUCCAUUCGACAGAAGUUAGAUAUAUACAGUACACUCGGUACCGACUGGAGAUAUUUAGCCUAUAGUCUUGGCUAUGACGACUGCAUUCAACAAUGGGAAGAACAAUAUCGUCAACGCCUUAUUUUUAGUCCAACCAAUGAACUUUUAAAUAUAUGGGAAGCAAGGAGAUCAGGCGAUCGGACACAUGACAUUGACGAACUGAUAGGGAUUUUUGAGGGUAUGGACAGAUUAGACGUGAUAUCAGAAAUAAAAACAUGGAAUUUGAUACCCUCAGGUCGAACAAAAUAAGAUUAAUUCAACGAAGCUUAAUUUUUUCAAUGGAUGAUUAAUUUGAUCCUAUUAAAUUGGAUUAAAAAUAUAUUCAUCUAUAGGACUCAUAUUGUACUCUCUGUAGAUUAUAUUAGGUUUAUUUUCUACAGAUAGAGGCUUAAUUUGGUAAGAACACGUUCAGAAUAU
Messenger RNA from Anneissia japonica, 2017 nucleotides. RefSeq names its product UNC5C-like protein. Gene Ontology annotation, molecular function: protein binding; netrin receptor activity. Gene Ontology annotation, cellular component: membrane. The coding region runs from base 104 to 1849 and encodes 581 amino acids. Gene Ontology annotation, biological process: netrin-activated signaling pathway. The record is from RefSeq and is a predicted model, not a curated record. Lineage: Eukaryota; Metazoa; Echinodermata; Crinoidea; Comatulida; Comatulidae. The transcript is spliced from 5 exons.